Mangifera indica (mango) is the source of this 731-nucleotide messenger RNA. RefSeq lists its product as uncharacterized. NCBI's taxonomy places the organism in Eukaryota, Viridiplantae, Streptophyta, Magnoliopsida, Sapindales, Anacardiaceae. The record is from RefSeq and is a predicted model, not a curated record. Bases 424 to 636 code for a protein of 70 amino acids. The transcript has a single exon.
AAACUUUAUGCUUAUUGAUUACUAUCAUUGAAAAAGAAAUCUCAAUGUAUUUAAAUUCAAGGAACCCAUGAUGCUUCAAUUCUUCUUUCUUUACUGAUUUCCUCUGAUGUUUGACCUCAUCGCAAGAAAACAAGGGAAGAAACUCCUAGUCUUGUAGUUUAUGUGGAAAUGGUGAAGCUUCCUUGGAUUGGAAUGGUAGGUGCAUGUGAUGAUGUGAAAAAGGAAAUUAUGAAAUGUGAAUUCCAAUAGCUUGAUUCCCUUAUCUUCACUUUUCCUAGUCUCUAUUUCUUGUCUCUUCUUCCCAAAGCAAAACUUGUCCUUUUAUAAUAAAAACCCUCUUCUUUCCCAUUUCAUUCCCACUCUAAAUUUCCUUUUGUCAUUUGAAAUUUGAUCCAUAAUCCAAAGCUAUACCCACCAGCCAAGAUGUCAGAUUGGGGGCCUGUUUUUGUAGCGGUGGUGCUCUUCAUCCUGUUAACGCCAGGCUUGCUCAUUCAAGUUCCGGGCCGUAACAACUGUAUAGAGUUUGGCAAUUUUCAGACGAGUGGAGCUUCCGUUCUGGUUCAUUCCAUUCUUUACUUUGCUCUCAUCUGUAUCUUCUUGUUGGCUAUUGGUGUUCAUAUUUACGUGGGCUCAUAGCUUUCUGAAUUAUUUGUUAUCUUUUCCUCCGUUUUCUUUUGGGUGAUAAUGAACUGAAACUCUUUAUUGAAUUAUAGAUCUAGUUCUCCGGCUUA